AUGCAGAUACGGUUCGAUAGGACAGACCUGAUGCGAGUUCAGAUUUCACAUGAGGAUCCCUUGGUUGUCAGUCUGACAGUGGCAGAAUGUUUGCCGGAGGAGCUCAAGUCUACUGGAAAUCCGUUGUUGGGGUUUGAUGGCAAACGAGUUGAACUGAUUGGCACAGUGGAAUUGGUGGUCCGAGCACCUGAGAGGGACUUGGUCGAAAGUUUUGUCGUAGUGGAGAUCUAUCCCUCUUACAAUUUGUUGAUGGGGAGAGGAUGGAUCCAUAGGGUACAAGGAGUCCCCUCAACCCUACACCAAGUGAUGAGGUACCUAAGCCCAGACGGGAGCAAGGUGAUUGAUAUCCAUGGGGAUCAGGUUGCAGCAAAGGAAUGCUAUUCAGUGACCCUGAGGGCCGCAGAUGUGUUCGCUUGGAGCCAUUCAAACAUGCCAGGGAUCGACCCUUUUGUCUUUUGUCACUCCCUUAAAGUUGAUCCGAACGUUAGGCCUGUGAAGCAGAAACAGAGGAGGUUCGCCCCGGAACGCAACCAGAUCAUUGCUGAGGAGGUAAACCGAUUGUUGGAGGCUGGGUUCAUUGGAGAAGUACAAUACCCGAGCAGGUUGUCAAAUGUGGUUGUAAUACAAAAGAAGAAUGGAAAAUGGAGAGUUUGUAUUGACUUCACCAAUCUAAAUAAGGCCUGCCCGAAGGAUAACUUUCCACUUUUGAAGAUUGAUCAAAUGGUGGACGCUACAACAGGAUAUGAGCUGUUAACUUUUCUUGAUGUUUAUUCAGGCUAUAAUCAAAUUCCUAUGGAUCCGAACGAUGAAUAA
Messenger RNA from Cornus florida, 813 nucleotides. RefSeq lists its product as uncharacterized. Lineage: Eukaryota; Viridiplantae; Streptophyta; Magnoliopsida; Cornales; Cornaceae. Bases 1 to 813 code for a protein of 270 amino acids. The record is from RefSeq and is a predicted model, not a curated record. The transcript has 3 exons.